AUAGGGGAGGAGUUCCGCAUAGUCAUCGCAUUGAAUCAUUCACCUGUCGCGUUCGGCAAAAGUUUAGUUUUACUGGAGCUACUCGUAGUAGGCCUACCUUACUGUUUUUGUUACCACUAACUUCAGACCAUGCAAACGUUCUACCGUUUUUAGGAGCUGGGUGACAUGGACAAUCUAACCUAGGCCUACAAUCAGUAGGCUAGCGUGUGUUAGCCUACUUACUUACAAGGAACUACAGUGUCUGUCAACUUCGAAUGUUUGCUUUUGGAUCCAUGAAUUACCCGACAUGUAGGCCAGUGAUGUGGUCAGUCGUACCAACAUAGGGGAAAUGUAUAAUUCCUAUGUAAUUACGACGCAAGGUUCGGUAGGAGGAAACUGAAACUGUCGAUGGCUAUGAGGCAGCUGAAUUUGUUGGGAUCCCUACUGAUCAUUCUUCAGUUUAGUAUAAACACUUCUGCUCACCUUAAGAAGUUGGAAUAUGACUCGCAGAACCCCUUCAACCUAUCCGAGGGUCUGUCGGUCUGCGCCAUGGAGAGCAUGUUUCCUCUUCUGUUGCCAUGGCCACACUCUAUGAAGGUGCUCAGCAUCCAGGCCGAAGUCUGCCUUUGCUCUACAAAGAGCAGUAUGAGUAUGUAUGAACUCUGUCUACAAGUGCAGUUAGAGCUCAGCAUCACUAAUGACUCCUUCCCUGGAAGUGAUGAUGAUGGUGGUGGUGAUGAUGAUGAAGAUGAUGGAGAAUACCCCGAGGAAGAAAUCUCAACAGCAGGGGAAAAAGAGGUGGAGCCCCAAACCUCUAUUGCAACAAGUGAAGAACCUGCCUCCUUGAAUUUGUGCUACACCAUCGCGCAAGGGCUCCCUCGUUGUUACAAGGUGGCGUGUGCUGUCCACUCUUCACGGAAGCAUCCUAGGCAGACUGAGUGGUUUGGUGUGUUGUUGAAACCGAAGGGUUUGACAGCUGGCAGCAUAGUGCGUGUGACUGCUGAUUCCAUCCGUAAGGUCACAACUACCGUCACAGUACCCACAAUAGCCACAAAUUGUACAGAGUCAAAGCUCAAAGAUUGUGUUGAUCCACCUAAACUGUCAACUGAAGUGGACCUGAGAAAAGGGGAAGUUCAUAUUAAAGUUGAAGGCAAAACGGACAAGGUGAACAUUUGUGUUAAGUCAGAAAGGGCAGGGAUUUGCAAGCCAUUUCCCAGUCCCAUUCCACUGCACUCUGUCACCCCCUGCAUGUGCUUUCAGGCAUGGUGGAACAAAAUGGGAAAACGCUCUGAAAACUGUCUCUUUAGGAAAAAACUGGCUGCGGACGUCCACAAAGUGCUACGUCAGAAUGUUUUGGCUAACGUCACGGCAUCCGUGGUGCUCAGCCGAACCUACAGCGGCGUGCUGGCUCUGAGCUGGAAGGUGAGUGUGCCGUGCCAGGAGAAGGUGGUCGUGAGGCUGUGCCACCUAGGGCCUGGUGGGACCUGUCGGGAUGUGGAGAAUGGCACCUCGGAAGGAGGUGACGAUUGGAUAAGCAAUGACAAUGGAUCAUGGAGGUUAUCCGGGUCUUUCCUGAAUGUCAGCCCUCACCAUCCUCUUUGCAUUAGGAUGGAGGUGAUGGGAGAAGAAUUUGGUCCAUUGUGUCCAAAACAUGCCAGAAGAUGGCACUGGAGUAUUCUGAUCGUUGCGGUGGUUCUGCCUUUUACUCUGAUCAUCUUUGGACUUUAUUCAAAGAGGACAACUCUUGAGAAGUGGAUCCAGAAGUGGCAGAGAACGAACCUUCGCCAAGGAGGACGGGGUCAUGUGCUGCUGCUUCACCCCCCGUGUGAGGACGGGUCCCUGUCGGAGCAGGUGUGUGUGCUGGGCUCCAUGCUGCGGUCUCUGGACUUCGCCGUGUCGUUGGACCUUUGGAACCUGAUGGAGCAGGGUGCUCUGGGCCCCGUGCCCUGGCUGCACGCGCAGAUGGAGCUGCUCCGCUCCUCGGGCGGACGCGCCCUGGUGGUACUGAGCCGCACGGCUCUGGAGCGGGCCGAGGAGUGGACCUGGCAGGGCUGGACAGGGCCUCGCGCCGGGAGGUUUGGAGACAAAGACUCAGACGGGGACGCAGCUCCUCCGUCACCUGCCUUACCGCCCACAGACGUGUUCGCUGCUGCUUUGGGCUGCCUGCUGGAGGACCACCAGAGAGGCUGUGCGUCGAGAAUCUUCUCCUUGGUGCAGUUUGACUCUCACAGCCCCUUCCCCCCAGGGGGAGGAGACCCCGGCCUGCCACUCCUGUUCCGGGGCCUGAGUUUGUACAGCCUGCCUGCAGAAAGUCAACCUUUUCUGGAUUCUCUCAUGGGGCUUGGUGGGGUAUCUGCGAGACCCAGGGGGAGGUGGCUGUCCAGGACACUAACAAACUCUGGUGAGGCAGUGCCUCUCCAGCCCUGAGUUUUUCCUCAUUUAAACAUGAUGGCUGUCAUGACGAUGCCAUCGCCACAGACCUGUAUCACAGCACUGUAUCACAGCACUUAUUAUGUCUGUACACAACACAAUAUGUUGUAUAAUUUGGAACCUGUUAAAAUGUAAAGUGUAUUUGGUUCCGUCCAGAUUUAUUUGGUCCUGCUUAUGAUUCUUUGUCUAUUGGCAUUAUCAAGCCCACGUUUCUGUUAUAAAAUGAAUUUAUUGAUGAAGUAUGUAAAUAUUGGAAAUUUUUAUUUUUGCAUAAGAAACAGCCUUCACUUGGACAGUUGCAGGAAUUUGUAUUCAUCUGACGACCUAAUUUUUUGACCAGCGGCGAGUUAGAAACUGCUUGCAUAUCAUGUGUGCUAUGUUUAGAAAUAUAAAAAAGCUAUCAGUAAGUGGUACUCAAGAUGGCAUGUCAUUGGCCGUCACAACACUCCAGCGAGUGAGCGGAAGAGCACAACCAAUCCGAGCGCUUGUUUGAGUUGACCAAGAUAUAGAUGACACUCCCCCACGCAGUUGUUGUAGCACGAAACGGAAGCACAAGACAAGCAAUAAGAUAUUUCUAUGAGACCUUUAAUGGAUAGAGGUAAACAAUCAUUUUAUGUAUUUGAGUCAUUUUGGCAUGUCAUUCUACUGUUCGAUUAACCAGUGUUUGUUGAGGACCAUGUGCAAUUCUAGCAGUUGUGAUUCAUACACCCGAAAUAAAAGUGCUAUUUUUGCCUUGUCACCGGUAACAUUUUACGCACGUUUAAACGAACAGUUCCUACGUCUACGGGUUAUCGGUUUGGUGAAGGCUUGUAAUAAUGAUGUAUAAUAAUAUAUAGUGACAGUAUAUGCACCCUGAAACUAGCCUUCAACUCGUCAAACAGUUCGUUGAUUAGAAGGGAUACUGACAUGACUGUGGGAAGCAGGUGAAACACAGUGUAACAGUAUUUUUGUGAGUGUCGUUACGAAUAAUAAAUAAUGGGAGUGAAAAUAAAACAAGUGUGCUGUCACAA
Alosa sapidissima (American shad) is the source of this 3419-nucleotide messenger RNA. RefSeq names its product interleukin 17 receptor C (gene il17rc). The record is from RefSeq and is a predicted model, not a curated record. Bases 388 to 2406 code for a protein of 672 amino acids. The transcript has 15 exons. NCBI's taxonomy places the organism in Eukaryota, Metazoa, Chordata, Actinopteri, Clupeiformes, Clupeidae. Gene Ontology annotation, molecular function: interleukin-17 receptor activity.